GGGGACGCCAGGCCAAGGGUUUUGCUAGGGAACACUGUUGUUGCCCCGCCCCUUUCGGGGCUUUUUGUCCCGUUAACUGUCGGAGUGGCGGGGGCUCCAGCGCCGGGCGACAUGCCGGUGCGCUUCAAGGGGCUGAGUGAAUACCAGAGGAACUUUCUGUGGAAAAAGUCAUAUUUGUCAGAGUCCCGUAAUUCCUCAGUGGGGCGAAGGUACCCAUGGGCUGGACUUAGAUCAGAUCAAUUAGGAAUCACGAAAGAGCCAAGUUUUAUUUCAAAAAGAAGAGUCCCUUACCAUGACCCACAGAUUUCAAAAUCUCUUGAGUGGAAUGGAGCUAUUUCCGAGAAUGAUGUGGUUAUAUCACCAGAACCUAAAGCCCCAGAAACACCCGAAUCACAAGAGGCAGAGCAAAAAGAUCUUAACCAAGAAAGAGUUCUUGCACUAGAACCCUCCAGGGUUCCCAAGAGAACCAGAUCUCACUCUGAAGACUCCAGAGCUGAAGGGGCUUUAGAUAUUGUGGAAAAUAAUAAGAAUGUAAUAGCAAAUCACAUACCAGUUAAUGAAAAUGUUGAACUGGAACAUUCUACCAAGCUUCUCUCAGAAAACGUAGAUAAUAGGUUGGAUAGACAUCUGCAGAAGAAAGCUGGAUUGACUGUUGUUCCUUCACAUAAUGUCUUGAGGAAUUCUGAAUAUCAAAGACAGUUUGUUUGGAAAACCCCUAAAGAAACCGCUCCAGUUUUUGCAGCCAAUCAGGUUUUCCACAAUAAAAGCAAAUUUGUUCCACAAUUCAAAGGUAACUCAAUCAUCCAUGAAACUGAAUACAAAAGAAAUUUCAAGGGUUUAUCUCCAGUGAAAGAACCAAAAUUAAGAAAUGAUUUGAAAGAGAACCGACAUUUUGAAACAAUUUCUCCUGAGAAGUGUAAUAGUACAGACAAUCCUUUAAAAUUAGAAGCAAAGAUGGCAUCAAAAGACUUAAACCAGCCUAAAAAGAAGAUCAUUCCAUGGAGACAUCAAAGGCUUGGGAAGGUGAAUUCUGAAUAUAGAGCAAAAUUUCUGAGCCCAGCUCAGUAUUUAUAUAAAGCUGGGGCUUGGACACGUGUGAAGGAAAACAUACCAAAUCAGGGUUCUGUAAAUGCCAUGUGGUAUGCGGAGGUUAAAGAACUCCGAGAGACGGCUGAGUUUUAUAGAAAACGACUUCAGGGAACACAUUUUUCUCGGGACCAUAUGAAUCAGAUUCUGUCUGAUAACAACUGCUGUUGGGAUGUUUCCUCAACCACGAGCUCAGAAGGAACCAUUAGUAAUAACAUUAGAGCACUAGAUCUUGCUGGAGAUCCUAUAAGCCAUAAGACUUUGCAGAAAUGUCCUUCUACAAAACUAGAAGAAAAAAGACCUGUCUUGGAAGAACAGCCCCAGAAAAAUACCAUGGAGAAAUUGGGUGUGUCAGAUGCUCCCACCAUACCUGUUAGAAGGCGUCUGGCUUGGGAUGCAGAGAACACCAAUGAAGACAUACAGAAACCGCGGAGGAAGGAGGAGGAGGAAAGGGAAAGGGACAAACAGGUUUAUAUGGGAGAGUUAGAGAAGUUGGAAGUACAUGAAAAAUCUAAGGCAGACAAGAAAGAAGAAGGAUCAGAUUCUUCUUCUGUAUCCUCCGUAAAGGGAGGCAGGCUUCCUACCCCGAAGCUGAGAGAACUUGGUGGAAUCCAGAGAACUCAUCACGACCUUACCACUCCAGCUGUUGGUGGGGCUGUUUUGGUGUCUCCAUGUAAAGCGAAGCCUCCAGUUCCAGAGCAGAGGAAGAGAGUGUCCUCUCAGGAUGUUUUAGAAACUUCAAAGGGUGAUUUUAAGAAGAAAGAAGGUCGUGCGAUAGCCCUCCCAACUUCUCCAGCUGCUGGUAUAAAAACACUUGAUCCCCUGCCUUUGAGAGAAGAUUCUGAUAUCAAUAUCCCCAGAUUUGCUAAGGCAAAUCCAGUUUCAAAAAAUCCAGAACAUCCAACAAACACUCCUGAAGAGUCGCCUUCUCCACCCUGUGCUCCAGCGUACUGGCAUUCCUCUCGUCGAAUUCAGGGCUCUCUGAGAGACCCAGAAUUUCAGCAUAAUGUGGGAAAAGCAAGGAAGAACAAUUUCCAGUCACCUCAACAUGAAGCCUUUAAUGAUGAAGAUGAGGACAGAUUAUCUGAGAUUUCAGCUCGUUCUGCAGCUUCAAGUCUCCAGGCUUUUCAAACUCUGGCACGAGCUCAGAAAAGGAAGGAGAAUUUCUGGGGUAAAACAUAAUUAAAUAUGCACCUAGUUGAGUUGCUUUUUUUCUAGGGAACCAUUGGCACAGUUUUUCUUUAUUGCUUUACUAUGUUAAGAUUUUUCAAGCGUUUGGAUUUUUUCUAACAUUUCCUGCUUACGAAGAAUUAUUUGAUUUUUCAAUAGCCAAUCAGUUUACCUGGAAAAUUUUAGCACAAGUUCAUACAAAUUUAACUGUUAAAGAAUUCUUUUUACAUCAAUCCCAAAGUAGAAAGACAUAGAUUAUAUAGUUCUUCACAUGUUCUAACUUUUGUAUUAGGUGUUAGGGAUAGCUGGUAGAAUUGUGAAUUCUGUCUAUCCAGAGAAUAUUGUAAAAAGUGAACAAAGUGAAGUAAAAAUUAAGAUUCAAGUAUGUAGUAUAUAUUUCCCUAAAAUUGGUUCUAUGUAUCUUUAUAAUUGUGGAUGUCAAAAAAUGAAUUUUUUGUUCCUUUAACUUUUUCUGUAGUGCUUUGUUUUAGUACCUUCUGUAUGUGGUUACAAUAUUAAGAUAAUUUUAUUUUAGAUUGAAAAUACCGGCUGUAUAUAUUUUUCCUAUUUAUGUAACAAAGUUUGCUAAGAGAAUAUGUAUAUUUUUUAUCUUUGUGUACAUUCUAUUUGUACAAGGACUGGCUUACAUUUGAAUAAUGUCUGAACUUUGAAAAAUUAUUUGUAUAAUGGAGAACUAAAAAUUUGUAGACAUUGCAAAAUAAAAAUUG
This is a messenger RNA of Hipposideros armiger (great roundleaf bat), 2984 nucleotides long. RefSeq names its product stabilizer of axonemal microtubules 6 (gene SAXO6). The record is from RefSeq and is a predicted model, not a curated record. Gene Ontology annotation, molecular function: microtubule binding. The transcript is spliced from 15 exons. Lineage: Eukaryota; Metazoa; Chordata; Mammalia; Chiroptera; Hipposideridae. The coding region runs from base 112 to 2268 and encodes 718 amino acids. Gene Ontology annotation, biological process: negative regulation of centriole replication; retina development in camera-type eye.